Messenger RNA from Conger conger (European conger), 3481 nucleotides. Its product is annotated as pentraxin-4-like. Lineage: Eukaryota; Metazoa; Chordata; Actinopteri; Anguilliformes; Congridae. The transcript has 3 exons. The record is from RefSeq and is a predicted model, not a curated record. Bases 792 to 2936 code for a protein of 714 amino acids.
CUUCCUUGCGGCAUGCUGAUGUUGAAAUGGGUAGCAGUCUGCCCCCGUGAACUUAGGAGGGUAAUUUUCACUGUGAGGGUCUCGCUGGUCAAAUAGAAAUACCACCUUUGCACCUUCACCCCACACUCCCCUGCCUCUGUAAUCUGUAACCAUGGGUGGUUACAGACCAGGGUGACCAGGCCAGAUUACAGUCAGUACUUAGCUACCCAGUGUCCAAAGUAGAAUGCUCUGUCAUGUGACCGAUUCAUACAUGCAUUGGUUUCACCAGCGUUCUCUGUUUGCGAGUGUGCAUGUGGUUUAUUUCAUUAUUUGAACAACCAUUUGGUGCACAAUUCCUAUAACAAAGAAGGCUUUUGAAACAUCUAGGGCAUCUAUUAUCUGUGACAGUAUUGGGCACGGCUUUAUCGUGUUUCAGAGUUCUGUUUCACUAUGCUAAGAAGAAGAUAUAACUAUAUAAUAUCUAGAUAGUAUAUAUUUUGUGCCUAUGCAAGUAUCAUAUGCGUUGAAAUCUUUGGGAGUGUGCCUUUAACACACUCCACAUAUGAAAGAAAGGAGGGCUGCCGUCUGAACAUCUGCUUUUGUGAGUAUAUCCAUGGAGAUGUGGAGUGUCUGCUAAAAACAUCAGGCCGGGGGACUGCUACCUUGCCCCCCGAGCACUCCCCUUUUUGGAGACUGGUGAAGUGGGGAGCACCACCCCUCUCUGCUUAGGAGCACAGCUAAAUAUAAAAGGCCUGUCUCAUCGGCUUCCUGUCAUUUUGCUGCACCCCCGGACCGGACAGGGGUCUUCCAACAUGAACGUCUCCAAAGCAUGGAUGGGCCUCCUCCUCUCCCUCACUGUGAGCCUCUGUGCCCAGACCACCGGUGGGCAGGCACUGGCUCCCAGGCCUUUCUUUGAGAGGCUGAGACGGCUAGAUGAACAGUUCAGGAGAUUCCAGGAGAUGACCCUCACUCAGCUCCAGGGCAUCGCCGAGAACUACAACAUCUCCUACAACAUCGACGACCGCUUCCAGCAGCUGGCUGAGCAGCAGCAGAACCUCUCCCAAGUCCUGACGGCCUUCCAGGCCUCGGCCACCAGUGACCUGAGCAGCCUGAAGCUGUGGACCAAGAAGCUGCAGAAGAAGACGGAGAGGCUGGACCUGAAGGUGAGCGAGCUGGAGCGGGCGCUGGAGGAGAGUUCCAGACGCGCGCCCGGCCCGGGGGAGAGUGCCGAGGAGCAGGGGCUGAGGAUGUCCAACAUCACGCAGGAGCUCCAGGAGCAGAGGGCCCGCCUCGACGCCAUCGCAGCUGACCGGGACGAGGUCCGAGGGGGGCUGCGCGACCUGAGGGACUCCUUGGGGAGGCAGGAGUCCAGGAUGGUGCAGUUGGAGGAGCAGGUAAGGAGCGCGCUGAAGCAGGGGCGCGCCUUCCCCACCGGGGAUCGUGAGGAGGAGCUCCAGUCCAACCUGACCCCCCAGGACCUGGGCCCCAGGGCCAUGGUGACAAUGCAGGGGCAUGGGAGCCCCAAGACCAGUGCCAAGCUCCAGCUGAAACACUCCAAGGGGAAGAAGGCUAAGGAGGGCCUGAUGCUGCACCAUGGGCACCCCCAAAAGCAGAAUGAACCCCAGCCCCACCCCCAGGAGGAUGCUAUAGAGCUGUGGGAUCAGCCACAACCCCAUCUCCAAAAGGAACCAAUCGACUUAUGGGACUCACCCAAGCCCCGUCCACAAGAGCAACCAAUGGGUGUUUGGGAACAGUCACAACCCCACGCCCUAGUGGAACCAAAGGAAAUUUGGGAGGAACCACAGCCCCACCCACACGAAGAGCCUAAGGACAUUUGGGAGCAGUCACAGCCCCACCCACAAGAGGAACCAAUGGAAAUUCAUGAGCAGUUACAGCCACGAACCCAAGAGCAACUGAUGGAAAUUUGGGAGCAGUCCCAGCCCCGCCCACAAGAGCAACCAAUGGAAAUGUGGGAGCAGUCCCAGCCCCGCCCACAAGAGCAACCAAUGGAAAUGUGGGAGCAGUCCCAGCCCCGCCCACUGGAGCAACCAAUGGAAAUGUGGGAGCAAUCACAGCCCCGCCCACAAGAGCAACCAAUGGAAGUGUGGGAGCAGUCCCAGCCCCGCCCACAGGAGCAACCAAUGGAAAUGUGGGAGCAUUCAAAGCCCCGCCCACAAGAGGAACCAGCUGACCUGUGGGAAAUGCUGCCCCACCAGCAGGAGGAGCUGAGAGACAUGCUGGACCUACCACAGCUUCCGCUGAGACACAAAAUCCCUGGACAUCAACAUGUGCCCAAGAAUACAGGCACAAUCUGCAAUGUGAAAUCUGCCUUGACCUUCCCCUCCGCCACCAUCCAGAACUACGUCACCUUCAACAAGGGGUUUUCCACCGGCGUUCACGAGCUGUCCAUCUGCACCUGGCUGAAGGUGGGGGCUGGGGCCAGGUACAUGGGCACACUCCUGUCCUAUGCCACCGAGGACAACGACAACAAGCUGGUCCUCUACGGCCGCAACUCCACCCGCCGGGGCAGCCUGGACUUUGUGAUCGGUGACCCGGUGUACCGCGAGCUUCCUGUCGAGGGCAUGCUGGACGGGAACUGGCACCACUUGUGUGUGGUGUGGUCGUCCAUCGAGGGCCGGUUCUGGCACUACACUGACCGGCGGCUGACCUCAACAGGCUCCAGGUUCAGGAAGGGCUAUGAGAUCCCAUCAGGAGGUGCUGUGGUGCUAGGGCAGGAGCAGGAUGCGGUGGGCGGGGGGUUUGACGAGGCGGAGGCCUUUGUGGGCUCGCUGGCCGGGUUCGCCGUUUGGAACAGGGCGCUGAGUCCGGGUGAAGUUUCGGAGGUGGCAACAGGGAGGGGCCUGCCCAGGGGAACCAUCCUCACACUGGACGACAUCCAGCAGCCCAACGGCAACGUGCGGCUCCAGCACUGCGACUGCCUGGAGAGCUGCUUCUGACUCUCAGCAAACCGAACAAUCUGAAUAACGCUUAAAAGGCCUUGUUGGGUGAUGGCAGUGUGUGCUGUGUGUGUAUGUGUGUGUGUUCAUAUAGGCACAAGCUUCCAUGUGUGUGCGUUUAAAUGCAUGUGUGUGGUCUUAACCCUACUACAUUUAGACCACAGGGGACUCCAAUCAUUGUCAGUUCCAUUAUCCAAUUCUCAUUUUGACCAAAAUGCUAAAGAAGACCAAGCAGGUUAAAAAAAACUACUGAAUCCAAGGGAAGACCUUUUAUUUGUUAUAAAGAUUUUGUUGUGGGAAAAUGUCCCAGGUAUGAGUGUCUGUAGAUGACAGUGUGUCUGUGCCUGUGACCUCACAGGAAAUAUUUGUAAAAAGAGUCCUUGAUAUGUCGUUAUAUUAGGCUUACUUAUAUUAAGAUUACUGAUAUUGUAUGUGCAUAUUUCCUCUCUACCUUCUUCUAUUACCCUGUCACCUCUUAAUAAAAUAUUUUCAAAGAGAUACAGUGCUGCUACUUAACAAUACCAUGUUCCCUUAGAGAACAUACA